AUACUUUUGUCUUCUUUUCUCUUUUCCUCUCUGAUUUUUUUUUUGCAUUAGUAAACAAUGAGUCCUUAUACCGGUAGAGACAUUGCUCUCUUUAUUAUUGCCUUCUUUUUCCCUCCUGCCGCAGUAGCCAUCAAGACUGGAUGCAGUAUCGAUUUACUUAUUAAUAUUUGUCUUUGUGCACUUGGUGCUGUGCCAGGUAUUAUUCAUGGCUUUUAUAUAGUACAUAAAUACAAUGAAAAUAUUGAAGACCUUGAAUCGGGUGGACUUCAAUAUGAACGACUGCCAGCAGAAGAUCCUUCUAGAGUUGUUUAUGGUUCAACAGGGCCGAAUUAGGCUCCCUUUAAAAAUAAAAAUAAAUAAAAAAUGAACAUGUAAACAUUUA
Gilbertella persicaria is the source of this 382-nucleotide messenger RNA. RefSeq lists its product as uncharacterized. The record is from RefSeq and is a predicted model, not a curated record. NCBI's taxonomy places the organism in Eukaryota, Fungi, Mucoromycota, Mucoromycetes, Mucorales, Choanephoraceae. The transcript has a single exon. Gene Ontology annotation, cellular component: membrane. Bases 58 to 333 code for a protein of 91 amino acids.